Messenger RNA from Spirometra erinaceieuropaei, 977 nucleotides. The record is from the annotation of a GenBank genome assembly. NCBI's taxonomy places the organism in Eukaryota, Metazoa, Platyhelminthes, Cestoda, Diphyllobothriidea, Diphyllobothriidae.
AUGCGUUCCCACUCGGAUAAACUAAACCCUCGUGAGAUCGGUCACCUGGACCACAUCUCCAAAUUCACCAACGACAUCCGCCACAUUGAUGGCACAAAGAAUGAGGUGGCUGACGCACUGUCCAGGCCCUCUAUCGCUCACCUCCAACUUUCAUCUGGGAUCGACCUCAAUGAGAUGGCUGCUGAACAACGCCGUGUCGGUUCACCCUGUGAUGAGGAUGUUUCCGGACUCCAACUUCAGAAAGUACCAAUGAAAACUGGAUACGACAUCUUUUUAUGCGACGUAUCCACCCCUUCUCAUAGUUCAUUUGUGCCACCAUCCGUCCGCCGCAAAGUUAUCUCCUCCCUGCACAAUCUCUCUCACACUGGGAGUCGAGCAACCGACAGGCUGGUUUCCGACCGCUUCGUCUGGUCUGGAAUGCACAAAGACCUGUAAGCAUGGAUACCCCUGGAACCACCCUACGUCGGUCCCUUGCGAGUUAUCUCUCGUGGGACGAAGAACUUCCGCAUCCAACGCGGAACUCGCGAGGAGGUCGUGAGCGUGGACCAUCUCAAAGCUGCCGUCCCGGACACUCCUCCGGAUGAGCCCUGUGUUUCCCUACCCCCUCCUCCACCCCCCUCGACCCUUUUUCCCUCCGUCCCGUCUACUCCCUCUGCCCUCAUAUCCACAACCCCCAACUGCAAUUACUCUUUAAUCAACCAACAGCAAUGUAUCCACGAGCUAUACUCACUCUACCCCCGUGCCCCCUGUAUAUAUCACCCGUAGUGGACGGCAUGUUCAUUUUCCUGACCGUUUGAUUACUCAUGUUUUGUAGACAUCAACAGAUCCUUCAGCGUCGCUACUCGCCACCUUCGGUCCAACCGGGUGAUACUGUGGCAGUUCGCGUCUCCUUACCCUCCGCCUUUGUCACGCUGCUUUACUGUCCGCCUCACCCUCCUUGUCGAUACGCCGUUGGGAGGCGCGGGGCUUGUCAAUAA